Messenger RNA from Mytilus trossulus (common blue mussel), 6662 nucleotides. RefSeq names its product patched domain-containing protein 3-like. Bases 317 to 2950 code for a protein of 877 amino acids. The transcript has 6 exons. Gene Ontology annotation, cellular component: membrane. Gene Ontology annotation, molecular function: transmembrane transporter activity. Gene Ontology annotation, biological process: transmembrane transport. NCBI's taxonomy places the organism in Eukaryota, Metazoa, Mollusca, Bivalvia, Mytilida, Mytilidae. The record is from RefSeq and is a predicted model, not a curated record.
GCUUUGUUGAACAUUUGAACUCUCGGGUAUUAUACAUAAUUUCUAAACGUGUGACAAUUGAACGUAUGUAUAUUAACAAGUGUGUGUAUUAUACAUCAAUUAUAUUAGGCUAAUUAGAAAUAGACACGCUUCCAUCGAUUUUGUUUGAUUCCAGAUUAACAAUCAUGUAAUUUGAUGCCAUGUAUAUAUGGAUUUUGUUAAUAUUUUUUCCCCACAAUUCUUUAUUGGAUAAAGUUACCAUGGUGAUAAGAUCACACACAUACAGAGUAUAAAAGGAAAUUCCAACCGUUGACAAAACUGUCCAUGAGCUGUUACUAUGUCUUGUUUCUAUGAUCUCCAUCUGAAAGUAGAAGCGUUCUUUGGUGGUGCUUUUGAGAAAUAUGGUAAAUUUGUGGCGAGAAAUCCGUGGAAGGCCAUUAUUUUUGUUGUUAUAGUAGACAUAGGAUUUGGUAUCGGUCUGAUUAAUCUGACUCAGGAUACCAGUCUAGAACAGUACGCUCCGACAGACAGUACAGCAAUGAAACAACGGGAGCUGGUUAAAAGUAUGUUUACGGUGAACACAUCUACAAAUUACUACGCACAAAGUCUAGUGAACAUUGGAAAUUUUGCAGUUGUCAUAAUAAAGAAGAAAAAUGGCGGCAACAUACUAGAUUCGUCACUAUGGAGCGAGAUAACUGCCUUGAGAGAUUACGUCAUUGCUACCUCUAUAUCAUCGUCUGGUACAACAUACGAUUUUGCGGAUCUUUGUGCGAAACGAUUUUCGUCAUGCGUAAUAGACGGAAACUAUAUUCUAGAUUCUGACUUUACCACAGCUCUUGCUGGCGGAACUAUUUCUUACCCACAGUUCACGACUUCCGGUGAGACUUUUACCAUAGACAACACAUUUGCCGGAACUAUAUCGUCAAGCGGAAUUCUCACAUCAGCAACAGCAGUUAAAUUAAAAUUUAACCUUGCCGAUGUUAACUCAAAACUCGCUGACGCGUGGGAGGAUGCAUUUUUGAACCGAAUUAAAACAUACAGCAGUAGUUCUUUGAAUUUCGAAUUCGCCCAUUCUAGAAGUACAGAUGAAGAACUGAAUGCCAAUGUUGCAGGAGACAUCACGUUUUUUUCCAUCACGUUUACAUUAAUGAUAACAUUUAGUAGUUUAGUUAUGGUUGGUGGUAAUUGUGUAUCGAACCGAUAUAAUAUUGCUAUGGCUGGAGUGUUGUCUACUGGAUUGGCUAUCGUAGCAGCAUUAGGAUUUAUAAGUGCUGUUGGUGUACUCUUUACCAGUAUUGUUGGAACAAUGCCUUUUUUAAUCUUAGGAAUCGGUGUAGAUGAUAUGUUUAUCUUACUGUCUGGUUUAGCGGCAACAUCACCAGAACUAGACACCGAAACACGAAUUGGACUGACAAUGAAAUCCAGUGGUAUCGCAAUUACUAUUACAUCACUAACUGACGUCAUCGCUUUCUGUGCAGGAGCCUCUUCUGUGUUCCCAGCAGUUCGGAACUUUUCUUGGUUUACGGGUGCAGCCAUACUUUUUAGCUACCUUAACUACAUCACGUUUUAUCUCGGUUGUAUGACGAUAAACGAGAAAAGAAUUGAACAAAAUAGACACUUCUUUACAUGUCAAAAAAUAAAAUCGAAAGCAGAUAUGAAGAAGAAUGCAGGCAAUUCAAGAGCAGACAUUUUCUGUUGUUCCGGAUCUCCCCAUCAACACAGAGGUGAAGUGGAAGGUCCUAUUGAGAAAUACCCAAAGAUGUGGGUGACAAAAAUAGUGCGUUUUACUACUGCAAAAAUUAUAAUUUUAUUAUUGUUUGCCGGAUUCGUUGCCGUAUCAAUAUAUGGUGCUGUCCAUUUUAAACAAGAUUUCAAUAGGAGGGAUCUAGUGACCACCGAUUCAUACUUUUAUGCAUAUUAUAAUGCUGAAACUACAUUAUAUGAUCAAAGCUUCCCAAUAUCGCUGAAUGUACAAGCCAGUGUAGAUUACCUAUCAAGUACAACUCUCGAUGCGAUAAAUUCCCUUCGCGAUAACGUUAGAAACGAUACUGAUAUCGAAGACACGUUCUUCAUCUCAUGGUUGCAUGCAUAUAUUGAUUCAGCCAAUUACGACGAUUCGUCUCUGUCAAACUUCAUUUCCGGUUUGGAGACAUAUCUGGGAACAACAGCUGGUAACUUGUAUAUCAAUGACGUCACAAUUGAUGGAACAUCAAUAACAGCGUCACGAUUUCACGUUCUUACAGAAAACCUUGCGUCAUCAACGCAACAAGGAGACAUGAUGAACCGCGUUAGGGAAAUAGUUGGUAGUUCGUCCUUGCCCGUGUUUGCAUUCGCGCCUGCGUUUAUUUUUAUUGAACAGUAUGUGGUUAUUUUGUCGCAGACUUUGCAAACGCUUGGUAUUUGUGUGGCCGUAGUUUUUAUAAUAAUAACAGUUUUCUUACCCCUGCCCGUCAUGAUUCUUCUAAUUACAAUCACUGUUGUCCUCAUUAUGACGUCAGUGAUUGGAUUCAUGCAUUUAUGGGGACUAACGUUAAGCUCCAUUACAAUGAUCCAUAUUAUCAUGUGUAUAGGGUUUUGUGUUGACUUUGCUACUCAUGUGUGCCAUGCGUAUGUCCAAGCUAAAGGGGACACUAGAGACCAGCGAGUAGCAGUUGCUAUUGAUCAUGCUGGCGGGCCAAUACUGAACGGAGCCCUUUCAACAAUAAUCGGCGUGGCAAUGUUGGCAUUCUCAAAGUCAUUUAUUUUCUUCUCUUUUUUCAAAGUAAUGCUUAUGGUAAUGUUAUUUGGGCUUCUGUAUUCUGUAUUUCUUUUGCCUGUCGUGCUGUCGUUUAUUGGUCCACACUACAAUCAUGAAAUGGAAAGCGCAAAAGUAAUGGACGAUAUAUCAUUACCGAAGAAAAGCGACCAGACAAUCACUUUACCUGGUGAACUAAAUGAUGAUCAAGAGGAUGAGAAACUAAAACAUGUGUAAUACAAUGUAUCUAUAUUGUUAUAUUUACAUCUUAAGUGGUUCUAUUGGUAUAUAAAUUAUGAUUUUUGUUUCAGUUUCGAUAGAUCUUCUUCAGUGGUCAUAUGCAUAUUCCGAAUAUAUCAUUCAUACAGCUUUUAUACCUGAAAAUGUCAAUGUAUCUCAUGUAUCUACAAUUUAAUAAAUUAAUAUAACUUAAUCAAAAAAGCUAUUUGCGGGCCUUUAAAUGACAAAUACAAGUUUAUAUAAACUACAUUCAACGGACACAUUUUACAUCACCAGAGGCGCAUUUCGACAUGUUAUGUAUAUUCGGCGAUUCUUCAGUAAUACUGUCCUAUUAUCGUUAUUUAAGGAACGAGUAACAUUUUGUUCUGUCUUUGAAGAAGAUACUUAACCAUAUUUUUAUAUAAUUUCGAAGAAACAGAAAAAAAAUAUCACAGUAAUUCCUUACCAUUCAAUUUUGAAUUCUUUUUUAAGCUGGAAUAAAUCAUGAACAAGAAUAUAUCCCAAUCCGCAUAAUCAUUUUCUAUGUUCAGUGAACCAUUAAAAUGGGAUAAAGACUCUUAUUUGGCAUUAAAAUUAGAAAGAUCAUAAUCAGAAGGAACAUGUAUAUUAAAUUUCAAAUUGAUUGAACUUCAACUUCAUCAAAAACUACCUCGGUCAAACACUAUAUAUAUAACGUGAAGCUGGACGGACGAGCGAACGAACAGACGAACAGACGCAUAGAUAAAAAAAAACAUCAUACCAAUAAAUGGUGUAUACAAAUCGUUGAUGACAAAAAGACAUAACGAAAUUAUGUGUAUAAAGCUAAUGGACAAUUAUUGCAAAUAACUUUUGAAUUAAGGAAGAUGAAACCAAAAAUAUGACAGAUUGUAUCCUGUUUAGUAUAACGUUACUAAGAAAUAACCGAUUGCAUCGAUAAUUUGAAUUCCUAUAAGUUGUAAUUGUUAUUGUAAUGACAAAUAAAACACUCUUGAUGUGAUGCAACAUUCGACCUUAAAGAUUUGACUUUGAAGCUUCCGUCAUGCACCACCGGAAGUCAAGCAAGAAACAAUCAAUCCUUUACCUAAAUUUGUUGAGCAUGUACAUUAUUGUCUUCAACUAUUUAAAUACCAUUAGUAUCUUCUUUGAUUAUAAGUUGAUAAACUCAACUUUGUAAUGCUUGAUAGAAAUUAUUGAUAUUUUAGUUUAUCUUAAUAAGAUUUGAAAUUUUGCAUUUUUGAUACACCUGUCAGAGAAUUGACUUUAUAGACAGAUCGAGCGAGCUAGUAAAUUCAUAACAACAACACCUUGGUAUCAAACAUCACAAGUGAAGGGGAAUAGCUUCUAGUAACUUAAAGGUUAUAUAUGGACUCUUCCAAUUCGUCAUACAAAAUAUAUAACCCCUCCAUGAGGUGUGUCCGCUAUGCUGCGCGGAGUGUUUUUAUAUGCUGCCACGUCCGUUUUGGAAUAAAGAAUCAACGUUUAAAUCUGAUUUUCGUGUAGGAAGAGUGUCGUGCUCUAUACACUGUUUAGAACGUUUGCAACUAAUGUUUUAACAUUUGGGCACAUGUUACUUGACUUUAUAUAUAUAUAUGUCGUGUACAAGUUGCGAUGUUGUACCAAGGAUUUGUAUAGUUAGUCUAACUAUACAAAUCCUUGGUUGUACAAAUUAUUAUUUGUACAGAAUUUUUGUACAAGUUAUAAGUGUUUUACUGUGGAUUCAUUAUUAUUCUUGGGAUACCAAUUUUCGUGGAUUUUGUUGGUACAGGCAAACCACGAAAUAAAAUGUUCAACGAAUGACAAUUUUUACGAAGGCGUGUAUGCAGACUUCGGUAAAACCACGAAAUUAAAUAUCCACGAAUAUGUAAGUUUCCCUGAAUCCACGAAAAUUGCAACCCAAGAGAAUAAAUGAAUCCAUAGUAUGAACCGAUUAACACGAAUGAAUGAUGCAAGCACACGGUCUUUUGUUUUCUAUAUUUCUGUCAUAUUUCUACAACUAAAUGAUAUAUACACCUUGAAAAAAGUAUUGCUAUACCAUCGAUUGUUCAAAAGUUAAAAAUCAGCCUCUUAUUUUGGAUGGAACAUUAUAAAUAUUUGUAAAAUAAUAUUGAAACAUAGUUUAUGACAACAUUGGCAUGUAUGUUUUUUUUUAUCUAACCACAGUUUUAAUGACAAAAUGAAGUGCCUUUUGUACAAAAAUAAAUGCAUUUUAUAACUUUUACUGUAGUCAACCUUAACAAUGUCAGACAUUUCAAAAUUAAUCUUAUUAAUAAGAUGAUUGUUCACAUCAUGGUUGAUCGUUUUACGCCAAAAAAAUAGUAAUUUGUGUGCAGCCUCCAUUCAAACGGAUAACCGCCUCUUAACGUUUUCUGAUUCCUGACAUAAAUCGACUUAUUUGUUGCUGAGGUAGCAGCAACCAUUUCUGAUGAAGGCCAUUGUUUAUUUCAUCGUGUUUAAACUUUACGCGCCCAAUAGUGUCUUAGAUAUGCUCGGUAUGUUUCAAAUCCGGACAACGAUCGGGCCAAGGAAGAUGAACCGAAUUCCAUUUGAACGAUGGAUUUUCCUCCACGAUGCUAAUUUCAAAUUUUGGGGAGCUCUGCACUACAUUGGAUACGGACAACUGUGUGUCUGUUCGUAAGCAAAGGUCCCCAAAAUGCUCCUAUCGCAAUAUAACUAUUAGCGAUGAGCUGAUCUCGAACAGUUUUUGUUCAAAGGCUCCUGUAUGGCAACCACUCUUUUUAGGAUAGUAUUGUAUGCAAUGGGUUUCUUUCUGACCAACCUUCGUCAUGCUUGAUUUUCCCUAGCAGAUGGUAUAGGGGGUCUUUCCGAUCUCGAAAGGUCUUUAACAUCAUUUAUUGCCUGAUUUUUAUUCUCAAAACGACUUAUAGUGGAAUGGUGAUUACCAACAAUACGUGCGGUUGUCACAGCGACAUACCUGCUUUUAUGAUGCUGAUAAUCUACAAUCUUGCUGCAGUUAGGAGUUGUGGAGGACCCAUUACAAGGUGUCAAUCACAUAACUUUAUACAUUUAUAAACUUGGUUAUUUUAAGUGUUGAAAACAAUGAGGAUAAAAAACACAUGUUUUGCUGUUUACGGGUACAGUAGCUGCAUGUGCAGAUAAGAACUUAUCGAGGCGAUAUUUAUUGAUUCAACUCAGGUGAUAUUAAAAUAAUGUUUAACAAGUUCUAUUUUAACAAAUUAUAUCACCAAAAAAAAUAAAGUAACUGCAUGUGCAGAUAAGAACUUAUCGAGACGAUAUUUAUGAGUGUGUCUUUAAUUUCAAUUUGGUGUUGCAAUACUUUUUUUCCAUGUGUAUAGACUUAUACUGAGCAUUGCUACAAAAAUGUUAUAAAAACACAAACAAACUUUUUAUUGAUAUGAUUUUGGUAUAAGGAGAAAAAUAAAAUUAGAAUUUAAACCAUUCAGGUAUCCUCAUUUCCAGUUUGAGGACAAAGAUACUAGCACUAAAUGUUAUAGGUUGAAUAUAUAUAGAUUUGAAUUUAAGACAUUUAACUGAUACAUUUUAUAAGACAAACUUGUUAUCACCUGGUGCAAGAAAGUACAUGUAUGUGUAAAAAAACCUGACAACUUGUACAAAACUCGGUACAAAAACCCUGUACAAAUUAUAAUUUGUACAAACUUACAUCUUGUAAACAACACAUAUACAUAUCUAUAGAUGCAUACACCUCAACAUUUCAUUCUUCAUUCUGUGUGUGUUAAUGUUGUUGUUGGGA